UAACACCAAGUAAUUGAUACAUAUCAGACAUUGAAACGAAAAGAAAGCAAAACGAAAUGGAGGAAAAUCACAUCAAGAGAAAACCCAGAAUUCUGUGCCUUCAUGGAUUCAGGUCAAGUGCAGAGAUUCUCAAGAAACAGGUCUCUGUAUGGCCUGAAACAGUGCUCGAAAGGCUGGAUCUUCAUUUCCUCAAUGCCCCAUUUCCUGCUGAAGGAAAGUCUGGUCAUGAAGGCAUAUUCGAUCCUCCUUACUUUGAGUGGUUUCAAGCUAACGAGGAUUAUAGCGAGUACCGGAAUUUUGAAGAAUGUGUUGCUUAUAUAGAGCAUUACACGAUGAAACAUGGACCCUUUGACGGGUUUCUAGGUUUCUCCCAGGGGGCACUUCUGACAGCAGCAUUGCCAGGAAUGCAGUUACAUGGGGUGACUCUGACCAAGGUUCCGAGGAUUAAGUUUGUGAUAGUCAUAUCAGGAGGAAAGCUUGGAGGAUCCAAGUUCGGAUUACCUGAAAUGGCUGCCUCUGCAUUUUCAUCCCUCAUUGAGUGUCCCUCUCUCCACAUCAUGGGUAUUGAUUUGUUCGCUCUUUAUGUCCCAAGUGAGAUAAAAUGGUAGGAUUUAUAAUAAGUUACUCAUAAGGGCAUGGUCUGUGUAGGUGAGAAAGAUUUUGCGAAGCCAGAGGCGAUGGCUCUACUUGAAUCAUUUCUGGACCCAGUUGUGAUUCAUCAC
Messenger RNA from Tripterygium wilfordii, 722 nucleotides. RefSeq names its product esterase OVCA2-like. The coding region runs from base 57 to 608 and encodes 183 amino acids. The record is from RefSeq and is a predicted model, not a curated record. The transcript is spliced from 3 exons. Lineage: Eukaryota; Viridiplantae; Streptophyta; Magnoliopsida; Celastrales; Celastraceae.